AUGGAGACGAGCUUGGAUGACUCCGAGGCGUCGGACGGCUCGACCACGCAGGAGGACUCUGACACCGACGUGGAGACGGAGUCCAGCAGCUCCAGCGUAGAGGAACAGGACACGGGAUAUGGCGUCCACGUCCCACUCAUGGAACAAGUGACCUGUGCGGUGGCCAGGGAGAACAACGCUUCGGAGACGAAGAGUUCUGAUAGGAUGGAUUCAGUAGCUGUAUCAACACUUGUGCUGGCUUCAGGUGCAGCCAUGUUACCUCAUCCUUCAAAGGUGCACACAGGUGGUGAAGAUGCUUAUUUCAUAGCUUGCGGCGGCUGGUUUGGUGUAGCAGAUGGAGUUGGUCAGUGGUCAUUUGAAGGAAUCAAUGCGGGGUUGUAUGCGAGAGAGUUAAUGGAUAGUUCCAAAAAAAUUGUUACGGAGAAUCAAGGGGCACCAGGGAUGAGAACCGAGGAAGUUCUUGCUAUGGCGACAGUUGAAGCACGGUCCCCUGGCUCUUCAACUAUCUUGGUUGCUCACUUUGAUGGGCAGGUCCUUCAUGUAUCUAAUAUUGGCGAUUCCGGGUUACUGGUGAUAAGAAAUGGACAAGUAUAUACACAAACAAAGCCGAUGACAUACGGUUUCAAUUUCCCGUUGCAAAUUGAAAAUGGCGUCGAUCCUUCAAGACUUGUACAGAAUUACGCUAUCGAUCUACAAGAAGGUGAUACCAUCAUAACAGCGUCAGAUGGUCUGUUCGACAACGUCUACGACCAUGAGGUGGCAGACAUUGUCUCAAAAUCUCUAGAAGCCGACCGCAAGCCUACGGAGAUUGCCGACCUCCUGGCUGCUAGAGCAAAGGAAGUGGGCAGGUCCGGGUCCGGGAGGAGCCCGUUCUCGGAUGCGGCGCUCGCAGAAGGGUACCUGGGUUACUCCGGGGGCAAGUUGGAUGAUGUAACAGUUGUCGUGUCCAUUGUUCGGAAAUCUGAACUAUAG
Triticum turgidum subsp. durum (durum wheat) is the source of this 972-nucleotide messenger RNA. The record is from the annotation of a GenBank genome assembly. Lineage: Eukaryota; Viridiplantae; Streptophyta; Magnoliopsida; Poales; Poaceae.